Messenger RNA from Eurypyga helias (sunbittern), 2890 nucleotides. RefSeq names its product tetratricopeptide repeat domain 3 (gene TTC3). Lineage: Eukaryota; Metazoa; Chordata; Aves; Eurypygiformes; Eurypygidae. The annotation marks the transcript as partial. The record is from RefSeq and is a predicted model, not a curated record. Gene Ontology annotation, molecular function: protein binding. The transcript is spliced from 27 exons.
AUGGGUGAACCUGUAUCUAAAUCUGCGUUUGCAGCCUUCGCUUUUUAUGUCGGUGAUAAAUCUUGCUGUGAAUUGGGUCACGGAGUGUUUGUACAGCAGUCGCCACAUAAGCGUAAAACAGAUGUUGAUCCCUGUGAAGUGUGGUGCAGUCAGCCGGUUGACGUAUUAAGAGAAUAUUGCAAUGUUAUUAAAAUACGCAUCUUUUGGCCUCUUCUCUUCAAAAGUGAAAGUAAUUAUGUGGUAGCUGAUUGGAGCAGUUCACAGCUUUUAGACCAGACUUGGAAGAGACUCUGUGAAUUAGAAGUUUUGGAAGAUCUUGUUGAUUUAAUAAAAAAAGUUGUUAACGUUCCACCUUUUAUCGGUGACAUCCUGCGAAUUGGCAGCAGAAUAGAAAACGGUGUCUUUGAUGUUGGGGAUGCACUUGAUUGGGUCAGGUACACGGGUGAUGUCGGUAUUCUGCAGCGGCUGGAGAAACUUGGUGAUUUUGGUUGGAUCUAUCUUGAGAUUUUCUUUGUUGAAUGCAAGCGUUAUAUUACCAAAGUUGCUUUGGAAGAUUGUAAUUUAGUUGAAGAAUUUAAAGGUGUGACCUGUGAGAACUGUAGGAAGAGCAGCGAAUCUAUGAAACAGAAAGGAAAUGAGGAAUUUUCCCAAGGAAACUUUGAUCAUGCUAUAAUGUCAUAUACUAAAGCCAUAGAGUUUUGUCCUGCAAAUCAUCUUCUGUAUGGAAACAGAGCUCUUUGUUUUAUUCUCACAAGGCAGUACAAGAGAGCCCUUGCUGAUGGAAAAAGAGCCACUAUUUUGAAGCCUAAUUGGCCAAAGGGCCACUACCAUUUCUGUAAGGCGCUGUCAUUGCUAGGGGAACACGAACUGGCUUUGGAAGCUAAUGAGAGAGCUCAGCAACUAUGCAAGAAUAUUCUUGAUGGACUUAAGGAUCUUAUUCAACAAAAUGAGAAGUUAAAGAAAACAUUAGAAAAAAUCCAUGGUAUUAAACAACAUAAACAGAAACCAAAGAAGUCACUUCUUGAGAAAAAGGACUGCAGUUCGUCAGAAUCUCAUUUAAUACACUCUCAAGAACAAACAGAAAAAGACAGAAAGAGAAAACAGUCUGAUCCUGAAGAUCAUCAUUGUCACCAAAACCAUGAUACCAGGGUGACUGACAUCCAAAGAACAGAAAUCAAAGAUUGGUCUCUGGAGUUUCCACAAAGCCAAAGUCACCAAAACAAAGGGAGGCCAGAAACCAAACCCGGUGACUCUAAAAAGACGAGAGAUCACCUUGAUCUGAAGAUAGAAACUAAAGCCAUCCAAGAUAAACUCUUCUGUACUGUGCAACAGGUGGAUUUAACCAUGUUGCCAGAAGAGGUUAAAUCCCUUGUUCAUUACGGUUAUACAGCCUUGAUGGACCAGCGGUGUCACAGUGCUGAACAAGCCUUUGCACAGUUGUUGAGCAUUCUAAAUCCUUCAGGAUUAAAGCAACUGAACCUGCAUAUUAUUAAUUAUGUUGUAAUCAUCUAUGGACAUGCCACUGCUCUUCUUGGAAUAGGACAGCCUGAGGCAUUGGCAAAGGCUGAAGACCAGUUUAAGAAAAUAAUCGAGCAGUACCAGGAGGAAAGAUUUGGUUGCUUGGCAUACUAUGGAAUUGGAAAAGUAUACCUCCGACAGAACAGAUUUUCAGAUGCGCUUGAUCAGUUCAUGAAAUCACAAACAAUGGUCAAUCACAGAAUUGUACCUGGAGUAUUAACUUGGCCCACAACAUCUCAGGUCAUUGAAGAGACACGAACAGAGAAUUUACAGUUGAUCUUAAAGAAUUGCAUUGAGGAAUGCAAGUUCCCUCCAGAACCAGAUGCAAUUUGUCGGUAUCGACAAUGCCAUGGCCACUCCAAAGUCCAAAUAUUUUUUACAGACCCAGACUUUAAGGGUUUUAUACGUAUUACUUGCUGUCAGCAAUGUAGAGUGGAGUUUCAUAUCAGCUGUUGGAAAAAGUUGAAAAUAGCUACCUACAGUGAUAAAAACGAUAAGGAUUUUCUUCAAGAACUGUGUUUCACUCCUGAUUGUACGGGCCUUAUUUCAAAAAUAGUUAUUUUCAGUUCUUCUGGUCUGGUGAAAUGUGAAUUUGAACAAAAAAUCAGGAAAACCAAGGAACCACCAAGAGCCAGUAUUAAACAGAAGUGUUCAAGUCUUAGGAAGUUAAAAAUGAAACAAGAAAAAAAAUUACGGAGAAAGCAUGCACGAGGAGAGGCACAAAUUUCUGCUAAAAAGGCAGUAGAAGAAAACCAGAUGGGAAAUGAACCAUUUCAAUACAGUGAUCACAGUGGGUAUGUUCAGGAUUUAUAUGCUGGUGACAGAGUCCUGCAGCACAUCCGUCGAAACGCCGAGCAGAUAAAAACAGCCGUUCGCGAUGCUUCCAAACUAUUAAAGGAAUUACUUUCAUGGUUUGUAAUCAGUGAGGAGGAUUACACAUCAUAUUGCAAAACCAGUAGCAUGUCACAUGAAGUGAUGGAGCAGCUCAUCAGUUACUUAAUUCAGGAAAAAAACAGAGUAAAAACAAGGGGGUUUAUCCACGUGCUGAGUGAACUGGAAGAGGUGGAUCCCAAGUUACACAAAUGGAUGAAACAUCUUAACAACUUAGGUCUGACAGCUACGAAGAACUUUAUUCUUCAAUAUGGGCAAUUUUUAAAAGAGCUUGACCUUUCUAUUUUAACCACGCUGUGGAAUGAGAAGUAUGGUAGUAAAUUUGACUAUGUGACAAGUAGUUCUGAAGACAAAGACAUUUGUGAUUAUUUCUUAAAACCACCCCUAGAGAAAACCCGUUGUUUUAUAUGGCUGCUAGAAGACAACAGAGAAAACUUUCCGUUUCUUCAUCAAGCUUUAGAUGAAUUCUUUGAUAAAAUGG